Molecule: messenger RNA, 333 nt
Organism: Mytilinidion resinicola
Lineage: Eukaryota; Fungi; Ascomycota; Dothideomycetes; Mytilinidiales; Mytilinidiaceae
Exons: 1
Coding region: 105-290 (61 amino acids)
Source: RefSeq, a predicted model, not a curated record
GUAGUAUGUUGUUCUGACAUCAGCAUGAUUAGAAUACCGCUAGUCCGCUCCUAACCUCUUGUGAUGCAGCUAUAGAUCUCUACUGUCGCUCAAGCAGCACAGAUAUGCAGAUACUGUGCUCGAGAUAUAAUGUUUACGUGUUCCUUUACAGCUUUGCAAGUUUCUGGUCCGAAUGCAUUAUCUCUGUGGCAUAUCCGAGGCUGUCCGAGGUGAUGCUAUCGUGCACGUCGACAGUGAAUUGUGGUAUUGCCAGCCAAGUAGGAAUUUUCCAAAGACAGCAUGGAGUAUAGACAAAGCUGAGGAUAUAAGGUCCCUAUUCCGAGACUAUUUGCG